Molecule: messenger RNA, 1046 nt
Organism: Thalassophryne amazonica
Lineage: Eukaryota; Metazoa; Chordata; Actinopteri; Batrachoidiformes; Batrachoididae
Product: cystine/glutamate transporter-like
Exons: 10
Coding region: 189-1046 (285 amino acids)
Biological process (GO): amino acid transmembrane transport
Cellular component (GO): membrane
Molecular function (GO): L-amino acid transmembrane transporter activity
Source: RefSeq, a predicted model, not a curated record
AGUGGUAGCAGCGUGGGGCUCUCCCUGCUGGUGUGGACACUAAGUGGGGUCCUCUCCUUGUUCGGCCGGCUGCAACCUCCUAUGUGGCCCUGGCGUUCGGGCGUUACGUGGUGGAGCCGUUCUUUGCACCUUGUGCUGCUCCCACAGUGCUUGUCAAACUCGUCAGUAUCCUCGGACUGACGCUCGUGAUGGCAGUGAACUGCUGGAGUGUGUCCAUGGCAUCUCGCACUCAGACAGAGAAUUUCCAAAAUGGUUUUGAUGUUGACGUAGCGUCACUGCACAAGUUAUCGCUGGCGUUCUAUAAUGGUUUAUACACCUAUGGUGGAUGGUUUUAUCUGAACUUUGUCUCAGAAGAAGUCAUCAAUCCAAACAGAAACAUCCCUCUGGCUGUGAUCUUAUCCAUGGUGACUGUGACCGUCUUCUAUGUGCUUAUUAAUGCGGCCUAUUACACGGUGAUCACGCCUGCUGAGCUACUACUGUCUGAUGCUGUGGCUGUGACAUUUGCCAAUCGUACACUCCACUGGAUCGCUUUUCUUGUCCCUGUACUGGUGGCCUUGUCGUGCCUGGGGACAUUGAACGGCACCCUCUUUGGAUCACCCAGGAUGUUUUUUGUGGGAUCCAGAGAGGGCCACUGGCCUGUGCUCUUCUCAAUGAUCCACAUCCGCAGACGCACACCUCUGCCCGCCAUACUGUUACUGUACCCCUUUAUCUUGGUCACAGUAAUCACUGGAGAGAUCUACCAGUUGAUCAACCUCACCUCAGCUGCUCAGUGGUUUUUCAUCUCCUUGGUAACUUUGGGGCUGCUCCUUCAUCGAUACCGCUUCCCGCUUCACCCGAGACCUUUCAAGGUCCCAAUUGUCAUCACAGUCAUCUUCCCAGCGGUUUGCCUUUUCAUUGUGGGUGUCUCUCUGUACUCGGACCCCUGGAACACAGGGAAAAGUUUGGCUCUCACACUGACUGGGGUCCCAGUUUACUACGUGACCAUCUACUGCUCCUGCCUGCCCAACAAAUGGAGACGUGCCUUAAGUGAGUUUUCUGCCAACUGA